Orycteropus afer afer is the source of this 1245-nucleotide messenger RNA. RefSeq names its product lysosomal associated membrane protein 1 (gene LAMP1). Bases 1 to 1245 code for a protein of 414 amino acids. The record is from RefSeq and is a predicted model, not a curated record. Gene Ontology annotation, cellular component: membrane. The transcript has 9 exons. Lineage: Eukaryota; Metazoa; Chordata; Mammalia; Tubulidentata; Orycteropodidae.
AUGGCAGCCUCCAGCGAUGCUCAGAGGUGGCAGCUGCUUUUGCUGCUGCUUGCAGGUCUCAUGCAUGGUGCAUCUUCAUUGUUUGUGGUGAAAAAUAGCAACGGAACAGCUUGCAUAAUGGCCAACUUCUCAGCUACCUUCUUAGUGAACUAUGAUACUAAGAGUGGUUCUAAGAAUGUGACCUUUGAUCUGCCAUCUAAUGCAAAAGUAUUGAAUAGCAGCUCUUGUGGUACAGAGAAUACUUCUGACUCCAGUCUAAAGAUUGCUUUUGGAGGAGGACAUACAUUGACACUAAAUUUCACGAGGAGUACAACACAUUACAGUGUCCAGAUGCUAAGUUUUUUUUAUAACUUGUCAGACACAAAUAUUUUUCCCAAUGCAAGCUCCCAGGGAAGCAAUAUUGUGGAAUCUGUAACUGACAUCAAGGCAGACAUAGAUAAAAAAUACAGAUGUGUGAGCCGCAACCAGAUACACAUGAAUAAUGUAACUAUCACACUCCAUGAUGCAACCAUCCAGGCAUACCUCUCACAUAAUAACUUCAGCAAGGAAGAGACACGUUGUAAGCAAGAUGAAACUUCCCCAACAGUAGUACCAAGUCCAAAGCCUACAACUCCUUCGCCUUCUCCAGUGCCAGAAAAUCCAUCUGUGUCUAAGUACAAUGUGAGUGGCAGUAAUGGAACCUGUCUGCUUGCCAUCAUGGCGUUACAGCUCAACAUCACCUAUGAGAAAAAUGAUAACACGACUGUGACAAGAGUAUUCAACAUCAACCCAAAUACAACCAAAGGCAAUGGCAGUUGUACCUCUCAUUUAGUGACUCUAGAACUCCGAAGUGAAGAUGUUACUGUGCUUGUCUUCAGUUUUGGAAUGAAUGCAAGUUCUAGCCAGUUUUUCCUCCAAGGAAUCCAGUUAAGUACAGCUCUUCCUGAUGCCAGAGAGCCCACUUUUAAAGCUGCCAAUGACUCCCUGAGAGCACUUCAAGCCACUGUUGGGAAUUCUUACAAGUGUAAUGCUGAGGAGAAUAUUCAAGUCACAAAGGCAUUUUCGGUCAACGUAUUCAAAGUGUGGGUCCAGGCUUUCAAGGUUGAAGGCAAUGAGUUUGGAUCUGUGGAAGAAUGUCAGCUGGAUGAAAAUAACAUGCUGAUUCCUGUCGCUGUAGGUGGCGCCCUUGCCGGACUUGUCCUCAUUGUCCUAAUUGCUUAUCUCAUUGGCAGGAAGAGAAGUCAUGCUGGGUAUCAGACGAUUUAG